UCGGCUAAAUAGCAUAUGGUGUUUCGGAGGACGGUGGGGAAGCGGGUCUUUUAGAAGCUUGUUGUCCUCUCACUGACAGCGUUUCUGGCCCAUCUGUAAUUCUCCACAUUCCUUUUUCUAAUCUCUCUCCCAAGCCCUUGCUUUCGCUAGCGACGGCCUCGGUGGCACUUACGUUCCCUGUCUUCCAUUCCUUUUCUCUAUCGCUUCAACAAUUCAAUACCCAUCAUCAUGUUCUCGUUCCGUCGGAAGCCCAAAAAGGACGCAAACCAGCAGCCUCAAAUCCGCACCUCGCCUUCACUGCCGGAGUUAUCUGCUCAAGGAAUUCCUUGGCCUGAAAGUUUGGUUGAUCCUUCUGCGCUUCCGGAGCCAGUCUCUCCUUCGAAAGGUGCUGAACGCACGAAGUUCAACUCGGAGCGCAGUGGUGUUCCAGCGUUCCACAGACCAUGGGUGUCUUCGGGAAAUGGCAGAGACUCACCGUCGGGUGGCACGAUCUCGUCGUUGUACAUGUCACAUCCUCCAUCUGCGUUUGAAAAUCGCAAGGGAUCGUUCUUCAAACGAUCACGUCCGAGUCAGCGGAAAGCGCGUAACCCGACUACGUUCAAUGUCAUGGUGGUGGGUGCGCAGGGUACUGGGAAGACGUCCCUGCUAAGACUCCUACUUGACACUGCUGACAUCUCACCAACUGCCACUCCGGAUCAGAAGGCUAACAUGGAGCGCUUCCUCAAAGGAUCGACAAAGCGGACGGACAGCAUCCAGACGGCGUGCGUCGAGAUUUGCGAGUCCAAAUAUGACCGGGUAUUAUUGUCGGUCGUCGAUACCCCUGGGCUGGACUUCCAGAAUGGACACGAGUUGAAGCUGGAACGUCAGGUCACCCACAUUGUAAAAUAUAUGGACACCCAGUUUUUUGAUACCCUCAGUGAGGAAUCCAAGGUCGUCCGGCAGAGCAAAGGCGACCAACAUAUCCAUUUGUGUAUAUAUACCAUUGAUCCUUCCAGUAUCAUGACUGCGUCAGCACGACGCGUGCUGUCAGCUCUUCCAACACAGACACGUUCAGAAGCCACCGUUUCACACAAACCUCAUGACAUCUCAGCCACCCAGGAGUUUGAGGAUGAAGAUUCCGAGGACGAGGACGACUGGGUUAACCUCACCAUCUCACCAGCAGACAUCCGUGUCAUCCGACGAUUGGCCAAGAAGGCAAAUGUCCUCCCUGUUAUUGCCAGAGCCGACUCGCUAACAAACGAGAAACUUGAAUCUAUCAAGAAAGUGAUUCGACGAGAUUUGGAUGCAGCCGGUCUGGACUUUGGCGUCUUCGGACCUGCAAAGACUGAAGAUACUACACCAAAGCCGGAGACACACCAGGAACAGGUGAAUGGUGAUUCCAAUACAAACGGACACGCUCAGGCGAACGGAACAAGUAACGGAAAUGGCCAUCAUGCCAACGGCGGCGGCGGCGGUGAUGCCGAAGAACAUAGUGCGGACGAACAAGAAGAACGUCGAUCACGUCCCGUCAUCAAACUUCGAGCUAUUCGUCUACCCAAACGUCUCUCCCGCUCUCGCUCGCGGCUGGAACUCGCAGAAUCAGAAAACGAGCCUACCACGGCAGAAAUCACUGACAACGAAAGUGUCGCCAGCAUCCGAUUCUCCGCUCACGUCGUCGCCAAGACGGACCUCAGCGAAAUCCUGCCCUUUGCUCUGAUUGCGCCUGAGCAUGUCCAGAGACGAAGAGCGCUCAAAGCAGCUCCUCCACCGGCUUCGAUCUCUGAAGAUCAACAUUCAGAGUCAGCCCAUACAGACGCGGUCACAUCACCAUCUGAAGAUGGUCAUGCGAUGUCUGUUGCAGAGUCUACGCUCACUUCACCUACUUCUCCAUCGAUGAACUCCUUGAGGAACUUUUCGUAUCUGAGUGGACCUCCUGCGGACUUGAGAGGCGUCUUUGUGAGGAGGUACCGAUGGGGAACUAUUGACGUACUCUCACCCGAGCACUGCGAUUUCGCAGCGUUGCGGACUGCCGUCCUGUCGACACAUAUGAAGGUAUUUUUAGGCUUAAUGAGUUGUGGAUAUGUGACAUGUGUUGAUGAUAUGCCGUUUGUUAGAUGCUCAAGAUUCGCACGAAGGAAGUCUUGUAUGAGAAAUUCAGGACUGAGAAGCUUUUAGCUCGUCGUGCUACUCAGAACAUCGGGGAGCAGGAGACACGUCGUCUACUGGAAGACCUCGGAUUAUAAUCCGCUUAUCCAUUUACUGGCCCAUCUUGCUUUAUCACCCUCAGGCCUCAGGGAUUCCUUUCGCUCUUGUGCUUUCAUUUUUUACUGACCCGUGCUUAUUGACUAUCUUAUACCUCUCUGCGAUUUCGUGUUUCCCUCGUAUGUUUGUCCAUUAUCUCUGUCUGUUCUUGCUUCAUCUAGCUUUCGACUUGAUCAUCAUGUAUGGUAGGUAUACCCUUCACCUGUUCCGGCUGGAUCCCUCACGUUUAUCACAUUAUCACUUACAUCUCUUCUAUCUUCUUGAGGAGGACUAGAAAUAUUGAAACUAGUACAUAUUACAUCAUGCGUCACAUCUAUCUCUGGUUACAUAGAUCUAUUGUUUCUCCUUCCAAUCUUACACUGCUGCACUAGGUUUCUUGCCAGCCAGGUCGUCGAUCUCCUGCUGUGACAGCCCAUUGAGACGAACGAGCAGGUAGUCGACCUACGUCAUAUUGAUCAUAAGUAGAAUCCUCCAUUCACUGUC
Somion occarium is the source of this 2724-nucleotide messenger RNA. NCBI's taxonomy places the organism in Eukaryota, Fungi, Basidiomycota, Agaricomycetes, Polyporales, Cerrenaceae. The record is from the annotation of a GenBank genome assembly.